Messenger RNA from Purpureocillium lilacinum, 1041 nucleotides. RefSeq lists its product as uncharacterized. Gene Ontology annotation, molecular function: water channel activity. Gene Ontology annotation, biological process: water transport; transmembrane transport. Gene Ontology annotation, cellular component: plasma membrane. The record is from RefSeq and is a predicted model, not a curated record. NCBI's taxonomy places the organism in Eukaryota, Fungi, Ascomycota, Sordariomycetes, Hypocreales, Ophiocordycipitaceae.
AUGGGCGAAAAGAAGACCAGGACCAUCCUGGACCGCAAGAACCGGUUCAACAAGGAUGGACGGGACCAUGUGAUGCCGAGUGCCUACCGCAACCUGGCGGUGGUCAUCAUCGGCGAGUUCUGCGGCACCUUCAUGUUCCUCCUGCUUGCCUUUAUCGGCACUCAGGCGGCCGUGGACAACAACGACCCGGGCAACCCUGAUGCUGUGCUGGCGCCCUUCAGUCUCAUGUACAUUGCCGCCUCUUUCGGCGCUGCCAUCACUGUCAAUGUCUGGAUCUUUUACCGUGUCACCGGUGGCAUGUUCAACCCUGCUGUCACCCUGGGUCUCGUCCUCGUCGGCGCCGUCAAGCCCCUGCGCGGUCUCUUCAUCUUCCCUACGCAGAUUGUGGCCGGCAUCGCCGCCGCGGCUGUCACUGAUGCGCUGCUGCCGGGCCCGCUGGGCGUCGCCAACAAGCUCAGCAACAACACGAGCAUCUCGCGGGGUCUCUUCAUCGAGAUGUUCCUGACGGCGCAGCUGGUGCUUACCGUCUACUUCCUCGCCGUCGAGAAGCACCGCUCCACGUACCUGGCGCCAAUCGGCAUCGGCAUCGCCAUCUUCAUCGCCCACAUCUGCGGCACCAACUUCACCGGCACCGGCAUCAACCCGGCCCGCUCCUUCGGCCCGGCCGUCGUCACCAGCUUCACCGGCUACCAGUGGAUCUACUGGCUGGGCCCCUUCCUGGGCUCGUUCCUCGCCUUUGCCCUCUACACGCUGCUCAAGUGGCUCGACUACCGGACGGCCAACCCGGGCCAGGACGACACCGGCGACGUCGAGAAGGGCCACCACGGCCUGACGGCGGCCGAGGAGAAGCGACACACCAUCAACAGUGACGUCGGCACCUCGAGCGAUCAGUACACGCUCAACAACCACCACUCGCCCCCCAACACGGGACGCGAUAGCUCCGCCCUCGGCGACGGCAUCCACGGGCCCAUGAGCCCCGCCGCGCCCGUGAGCCCCACGCACGCGACGCACGGCGAGCUGCGCUCGACCGCCCAAGUCUAG